GAGAAAUAUGAGUAUGAAGUACAAAGAUUUCGUGACGAUAUUAGAAAAAAGAAAGAAGAUAUACAUAGUUCUGCAGAAUCUAAAAUCGAUUUAUUAGAAGAACAGAUUUUUAAGCUUAUAGCUAAGAAUACUGAACUUAAAAGGGAGAAUGCUAAAUUCUCAACUAAGGAAGAAGGGUUUAGAGCUAGAAUUGUAGAAUUAGAACGGAACGCAAAAGAAAGUGCUGAGAAUGAGGA
Messenger RNA from Racocetra persica, 236 nucleotides. Lineage: Eukaryota; Fungi; Glomeromycota; Glomeromycetes; Diversisporales; Gigasporaceae. The record is from the annotation of a GenBank genome assembly.